Messenger RNA from Penicillium daleae, 864 nucleotides. Its product is annotated as fumarylacetoacetate hydrolase family protein. NCBI's taxonomy places the organism in Eukaryota, Fungi, Ascomycota, Eurotiomycetes, Eurotiales, Aspergillaceae. Bases 1 to 864 code for a protein of 287 amino acids. The transcript has 4 exons. The record is from RefSeq and is a predicted model, not a curated record. Gene Ontology annotation, molecular function: catalytic activity.
AUGGCUCCCAAUUGGACAAACCUAGUCAGAUUCAUCAGCGAAGAAGAUGGCCAGAUUCACCUUGGCGAGGUUGACUCCAGCAAGUAUCCAGAUGUUGGUAUUGCAGUGGUUAACGGCGACAGGAUUGCGGUGAAUUUGGUUAAAGGAUCCAUCUUUGAUGGCAUUGUAACAGAUAUCACGUUGCACAUUGCCAGACUUCUGGCACCCAUUGGAAUCGAAGAAGUGCCCAUUAUUCGGUGCCUGGGACUUAACUAUCGCGACCAUGCCAAAGAGGCCAACAUGCCCAUUCCGGAUGUGCCUGUCCUCUUUCUCAAGCCUCGUACGGCACUCAACGGGCCUUAUCCUGCUAGGAUAAAUGUGCCACAGAUUGCGCAAGAUGGCUCUAGCGACUAUGAGGCAGAGUUAUCGAUCGUUUUGUCUAAGUCGGGUCGAGAUAUUCCCGAGUCGGAUGCGAUGGAGUAUGUCUUGGGAUAUACCUGUAGCAACGAUGUUAGCGCUCGAACACAGCAGUUCAAGAACAGCCAAUGGUCCUUCUCCAAAGGCCUUGAUGGAUCUUGCCCACUGGGUCCGGUCCUCGUUUCUCGUUCCGUUAUUGGCGACCCUCACAAUCUGCACAUUAAAGCUAUCCACAAUGGCAACGUGGUGCAGGAUUCAAACACUAGGGAAAUGAUUUUCGAUAUUGCAAAGACUAUUGCAUUUAUCUCUCAAGGGACGACCCUAGAAAUGGGUACUAUUAUCAUGACGGGCACAGGUCCCGGAAUUGGGGCUAUGCGUAACCCUAAGGUCGUCCUGAACGACGGCGAUGAUAUAAGAGUGGAGGUUGAGAAAAUCGGAACUUUGAUCAACAAAGUCUACUAUGAGUAA